Temnothorax curvispinosus is the source of this 3056-nucleotide messenger RNA. RefSeq lists its product as uncharacterized. NCBI's taxonomy places the organism in Eukaryota, Metazoa, Arthropoda, Insecta, Hymenoptera, Formicidae. The record is from RefSeq and is a predicted model, not a curated record. The coding region runs from base 241 to 2367 and encodes 708 amino acids. The transcript has 10 exons.
UGGUGCGUAAAACCGCGAAGUGAUAGUCCGCGAAGAGACACGAACGACCGGUUUCAGGAAGUCGCGCGAAAUCGGCCGGGAUCACCCGCGAACGUUGAAUCGAAGUCAAGGACGCAGAUUAGUAUCGGCCGGAGGGGGUCCGCAGACUCGAGCGGUCUCCGCUUGCCGCCAGGAACUUGCUCGAGGACUCGCGCGUUACACGCGACAGGAUUCAAAGUGCGGUGUCCCGGCCUCAGUGAGAUGGCCUUCAUGAUGAAGAAGAAAAAGUACAAAUUCUCGGUGGAAGUCAACCUCGAGGAGCUCACGGCGGUGCCAUUCGUCAGUGCCGUGCUUUUCGCCAAGUUAAGACUCCUGGAUGGCGGUUCUUUCGUCGAUCAUUCCACCAGGGAGGAGGUGCAGGAACACACGGUGAGAUGGAACGCAAAGUUCGAAUUUUUAUGCAAGAUGAGCGCCAACGCGUCCACGGGCGUGCUCGAUCCGUGCAUUUUAAGGAUAUCUGUGAGAAAGGAGUUGAAAGGAGGCAGGUCCUUCCAGAAGCUGGGCUUCACCGAUCUAAAUCUGGCCGAAUUCGCGGGAGCUGGCCUCUGCCGAAGAAGGUGCCUCUUGGAGGGCUAUGAUGCGCGACACCGUCAGGAUAAUUCCAUGCUGCGUGUGGCCAUAAAAAUGAACAUGCUCUCCGGAGAUAUUCUAUUUAAAGUCCCUUCCCCGUCGUUGAAGCAGACGCAGCUGGCGGUGCCCGGGGUGCAAGGUGUACCUGGCGUUACUGGUGAUGAGGUAACGGCAUCUGAGAGAUGCACGAAUCGGGAGGAUUAUGUGUCUACCGGUUCGCUAGCGGGAAGUAUAGCAAGCGCCAGCAGUGGUUUCGGCAGUCUUCCCAAGAAGAGGCCCGCACUCUUCACUUCCGAACUUCUUAGCGGAACGGAAACAUACGACCCGAUGACUCUCAGUGAGAUCGUACCGUCGGCGGUCCCGGUGGAGGCUCUAGUAGAGGCGCACACGGAAUCCGGGCACUCGCGCAACAGCAGUAAUACCAGUCAACUUAGCAAAGGCUCCGGCUACGGUUCUUUAAAUUCGCACAGCCAGCACAGCAGACAGAGUAGUAGCGGCGAUAGCGGUCACAUUAGCCUCAAGCGAUCCCUUCAUUCUCAAUUUCUCGACCAUAACUACGAGACUCUGGACUCUCUAUCUUUUUUUUACUUUACGUCACCCUCCUGGCCGGUAUGGGCACCACGAAUUCCCAACUCCUCCCAAAACCUGUCCACACAACCGAUCGCCUGUCGACCCGACGACAGUAUCGAACCUCUGUCAUUCCCGUCGUCCCUGGCCUCCAGAGCUCGAUUCUGGUCGGCAUCGAGUCCUCUCUCCUCGCGUAGUGGUCCGACAGAUGUGGAAAACCCGAUGAGAGUCGAUGUUAUCGCGUCCGUCGCGAAGAACAUUUAUUCAGUCGGAAAGCAGCAGCAGCCACUUUGCGGAAUCGGGAACGGUUUCUUGAAUGACAGCGACUCGCGCAAUUGUCGCGAUGACGCAAACGCAGACACCCGGGUGGCGCCCGGUAUUUUCAGGGUGCCAGACGUGCCGCGACACUCGCGCAAGAAUUAUGAGAGGAACAGCUUUGAGGCGCAUAACGAACGUAACGCGAUGAUGAGCUCGAUCGCCAAGGAGAGUAACGGGCAGCAGGGUAAUGUCUUCCCGAUCGCGAAGCCGAGAAUUAGUGCCGCGGGUUGGCGCGGUAUGUCGAAGACCUGCGACUGCAUCGAGAAGGGCAAGACAAGCCCGGUGUUACGGCUAAUCGAUCAGGCUAGAGCCGUGUCCUCUCCCGAUCCUCUCCAUAGGCCUGACAAUCAAAGAGCCCCGCUACGUCCCACGACGACAGCUCAAACCCUCAGGGGUAUUGGCGGAGGCCACCGGAAGUUGCUGGACGGGGCGGGGGGCAAGCUGGCUACGGUCGCCACCAGUCCAGCGGACUCUGAGGAGUCCUCGUUAGGGGUACCGGAAGUCGCGCCACCGAGCUCGCAGCAUCGAAACAGCAUUACCCCACCAAAUCCUUCCGGCGGCUCAGGUCUCAGCGAAACUGGAUCCCUGGACCGUGCUAAGGCUGCGCUGGAGCGUAGAAAAAAAGCAGAAGAUGGUGCCGGUAAUCCUGUCCUCUGUAGAGUUGAAGUUACCAGGCCGAAUCCUGAUUCUCUUAUUGACGAGCUGCUUAAAGCAACAAAUUUAGAGCAGACAGAUCUUGAAAGUUCCGAGACAACUGGUCUUCAACUCUUCAUCGCGAAGGACGGUACGACUGCGCUUGGUAGUCACGAGGUGAAGAGCCAGAUGCCUGCCGGUGUGUUCAAGCAAGUGGUAAUGGAAGAGAACAAUAGGUAACACGAAGCCAUCACCACGAGGCGGCAGUACGCAAGACAGGCCAGUGCCACGUUCUCGUUGGCUCUGGUGCCUGAACUCGUCUACGAGGCCUACGAGCCUCGGUAGUCACAAGAGAUGACGAUAACGAUGGACGAGGGAAUCGUCGACUCGGGAGGAGCAGCCAAACGCGACACGAAGUCGCACAUCCUCACUAGAUCUCUUCUAGACUAUAGCUCUCCUCCGUACAAAAAGAAAUGUGCGCUUCGACGAUCUCGGUAGUCGAACUAAUAUCCGUCGAAGCAGUACGUUCGAGUCGAUUACUUCGUGUGAAAUCCAUUGUCCGGAUUCGCAGGACCGAGGCUGAUACUAAUCAUCCCAUAAGUGCGCAUUGAAACGUGAAUAAUCGAACAGCCGUGUGCAACUCACGUGAUUGUUAAUCGCGUCUCGGUGUUCGUCUGACCGAGAUAAUUUUCAUACAUGGGUUUUGCAUUUUCCAAAAUCCUGUGCAACGAACGAAAUUUAUAUACAGCAUUGCUGUUCACGACGAACAAUCUACAACCUCGGCUACGUGCAAAGCCCAAUUUAAAAAGAUGAUGUUACAUAAACGAAUACACGUUUUCGAAACUAUUCAAAAAGACAAAUAUACAUAUUUUCUUCCUAAUAAAUGAAGCACAAUGAUUCCCGUCGAGCGUGCUUUGCUUGGAAGGGGA